GGAAGCUAUGGAGGCGGCCAAGAUGGCGUCUCCCAAGAGCGCUCCUAAAGACGCGCAGGUGAUGGCGCAGAUCCUCAAGGACAUGGGCAUCACCGAGUAUGAGCCUCGCGUCAUCAACCAGAUGCUGGAGUUCGCCUACAGAUACGUGACCACGAUCCUGGAGGACGCCAAGAUCUACUCGAGCCACGCCAAGAAGUCGAGCGUGGACGCGGACGACGUGCGCCUGGCGAUCCAGUGCCGCACUGACCAGUCCUUCACAUCGCCCCCGCCCCGGGAUUUCCUGCUGGACAUUGCCCGCCAGAAGAACCAGACGCCGCUGCCGCUGAUCAAGCCGUACUCGGGCCCGCGGCUGCCGCCCGACAGGUACUGCCUGACUGCCCCCAACUACCGCCUCAAAUCCCUGCAGAAGAAGGUCUCCUCCACAGCAGGCAGGAUCACAGUCCCUCGCCUGAGCGUGGGUGCUGUGAGCAGCAGGCCCAGCACUCCCACUUUGGGUACCCCCUCAGCCCAGACUGUGUCGGUGUCAGCCAAGGUGGGAGCGCCGGUGUCGCUGGCAGGGCAGCGCUUCACUGUCCAGAUCCCAUCCUCACAGCCUGCUGGGAAGUCAGCCACUCCCACCACUCCCACGGUGCAGAACGUCCUGAUCAACCCCUCCCUGAUCGGCCCCAAGAACAUCCUGAUCACCACCAACAUGGUCCAGCCCGGCGCCGCCGACCCCAACCCGCUCAAGAGGAAGCACGAGGACGACGACGACUACGAUGCCUUGUGAGGGCCCACAGCCCUUCCUGUGGGAUUUAUGGGAGCCCUUCCUAUGGGAUUUAUGGGAGCCCUCCCCGUGGGAUUUUUGGAACCUUUCCUAUGGCAUUCCUGGGAGCCUUUCCCUUGGAUUUCACACAGACUCCAGAGGGUGGGAAUGGGCAGGAAGGCCCCGUUUGGGCCUUGGGAGUGCAGAAAUAAAGUGGAGAAUGUUUGUAA
Cinclus cinclus is the source of this 975-nucleotide messenger RNA. RefSeq names its product TATA-box binding protein associated factor 9b (gene TAF9B). Lineage: Eukaryota; Metazoa; Chordata; Aves; Passeriformes; Cinclidae. Gene Ontology annotation, biological process: RNA polymerase II preinitiation complex assembly; DNA-templated transcription initiation. Gene Ontology annotation, cellular component: SAGA complex; transcription factor TFIID complex. Gene Ontology annotation, molecular function: RNA polymerase II general transcription initiation factor activity; protein heterodimerization activity; transcription coactivator activity. Bases 8 to 769 code for a protein of 253 amino acids. The transcript has 7 exons. The record is from RefSeq and is a predicted model, not a curated record.